UCUGGUGGGUAAACAUUUCUGCUACAGUUGCUCUCUUCAUCCAGUCAUCAUCAAAAGAAAAAAAAAACAGGAAAAUGUGAUGUAGAGGUGAUGUGCCCGCAGCCAGAGGAGUGAUAAGGGCAGAGCAGCCAUGACUGAGUGCUUCCUGCCCCCCAGCAGCAGCCCUGCAGAGCAGCGCAGGGCUGAGCACCCAGGGGGCGUGGCACGCACCCCCAGCUCUGAGGAGAUCAGUCCCACCAAGUUCCCUGGGUUGUAUCGCACCGGCGAGCCGUCACCGCCUCACGAUGGUCAUCACCAUGAGGCACCUGACGCUUAUGUGUCGGACGAUGACAAAGAACACAGCAAGAAGAAGAACAAGUUCAAGAAGAAGGAGAAAAGGACGGAAGGCUACGCUGCCUUCCAGGAGGACAGUUCAGCCGACGAAGCAGAAAGCCCGUCCAAGAUGAAGCGCUCCAAGGGAAUCCAUGUGUUCAAGAAGCCAAGCUUCUCCAAGAAGAAGGAGAAGGACUUCAAGGUGAAGGAGAAGGGCCCCAAGGAGGACAAGGCCAAGGAUAAGAAAUCCAAAGACCUGACGGCUGCAGACGUGGUCAAACAAUGGAAGGAGAAGAAGAAGAAGAAGAAGCCAACAACAGAGGCAGAGCCGGUCCCAGUGGAGACCCCUACCUUCAGACCCAUCUUUGGAGCUCCCCUGGCUGAAGCUAUCAAGAGGACAGCUCUGUAUGAUAACAUCCAGCUGCCAGCCGUCUUCAGAGAGUGUGUGGACUACAUUGAAAAUUAUGGCAUGAAGUGUGAGGGCAUCUACAGAGUCUCAGGUAUGAAGUCCAAGGUGGAUGAACUGAAAGCAGCGUAUGACCGUGAGGAGUGCCCCUGUCUGGAAGAGUAUGACCCCCACACUGUCGCCAGCCUACUGAAGCAGUACUUACGUGAGCUGCCGGAGAACCUGUUAGGUCGGGAUUUGGUCCAGCGCUUCGAGGACGCGUGCGGUCGGCAGGUGGAAGCCGAAAAGGUGACAGAGUUCCAGAGGCUUUUGACCGAGGUGCCAUCCGACAGCCGACUUCUUCUCUCCUGGCUCGUCACACACAUGGACCACGUCAUCACCAGGGAGGCGGACACCAAGAUGAACAUUCAGAAUAUCUCCAUCGUCCUCAACCCAACCAUACAGAUCGGGAACCGUGUUCUUUACAUAUUCUUCACCCAUGUGAGGGAGCUGUUUGGAGAUGUAGUCCUGAAGCAAGUGGUGCGGCCACUCCGCUGGUCCAACAUGGCGACAAUGCCAGCGCUGCCAGAGACCCAGGAGAGCAUCAAAGAAGAGAUCAGACGACAGGAGUUCUUGCUGAACUGCCUGCACAGAGACCUCCAAGCCGGAGUGAAGGACUUGUCCAAAGAGGAGCGACUGUGGGAAGUUCAGAGAAUCCUUACUGCUCUGAAACGCAAACUGCGAGAGGCCAAACGUCAGGAUUGUGAAAGUAAGAUAGCCCAGGAGAUAGCGAGCCUGUCAAAGGAAGAUGUUUCAAAAGAGGAAAUGACUGAGAAUGAGGAGGAGGUCAUCAACCUCCUCUUAGCUCAGGAAAACGAGAUCCUGACGGAGCAGGAGGAGCUGAUCUCUCUCGAGCAGGUGCUGCGCCGACAGAUUGCAACUGAGAAGGAAGAAAUCGAGAGGCUGCGGGCCGAGAUCGCAGACAUACAGAGUCGGCAGCAGGGUCGCAGUGAGACAGAGGAAUAUUCAUCUGACAGUGAAAGCGAGAGUGAGGAUGAGGAAGAGUUGCAGAUGAUUUUGGAAGACCUGCAGAAGCAAAAUGAGGAACUGGAGAACAAAAACACCCACCUGAAUCAGGCCAUCCACGAGGAGCAGGAAGCAAUCUUGGAGCUCCGCGUCCAGCUUCGCCUCCUGCAGAGCCACAAACUGCAGCAGGAGCUGACCGUCCAGCCACCGGCCGAGCAGGUCCCUCCCCCGCAGCCGAGCCCAGAGGCCCGCAGCGAGGAGCAAGCCAAACGCUCCGUCACAGCAGCGGCCGCCGUUACCGAUGUGGCUGCCUCGGCCAACGGAAAGGCGGUUAAAGAUCCUUCAAAGCCCUCACCGAGCAAAGACAGGAGAGACGCCAACAUGUGAGAUGUCAUCUCAGUGAUGUAAUUUGUUGGCUCUGUGCUGCUUGUUCGUCUCUACCGCUGGUCAGUUGUCCUCUAGUAUCACUUGUUAUCCACGGGAGAUUUCACAUUGCUGGAUCGGUGGGUUCAUGCGGCAGAUUCUUAGAUAAUCCUGUUCACCAAAUUUGUACAGAAAUACUGCUUUUGAUGUCCUGAAGUGCUCCUUUUUCAGAACAAUUCAAAUGCCUUGUUUCCCAUUUUCCCCGCACAAAAUAUAAAAUGUAAAAACAAAUGGACAGUGGACAACUGGCUACUACGUUGAGAGACUAGGUGGGACCAUAUUUUCAAAUCCGCAGUGCCAAGCCUGUAUGAAGGAAGAGGUAGUGAAAGGGGAAAUGAAGGGAUUCCUAAAGCAAGCAGGGGGAUGAAAGAGAGUAAAAAGAGGCACUUUGCCAGUUAAUUACAGAAAGUUUAUUUUUCAUUGGUAAGAGCUCGAGAAAAGAUAAAAAGAUCAAAUAUAAUCUCAGUCCCCGUAUCUCAUUAUUUCCCCUUACCUUAAAGCAAAUUUGACAUGUUAGGAUAGAGACCACUGUGCCAUAACUGAAGAUGCCAGACUGGACACGUUUCCCCAGAGAACCACUAAUACAAAAGCUCUUUGAAUAAUGAAGAAUUUAUGAUUGGUCUAUAAAUUAUAUAUUUAAGUAGUAUUCUGAAGAAUACGAAUGACUAUUCAAGAAAUCCAUUGAUUUUUAAAUUACAGCUUUUUAGUAAUAUAUGAAUAUAUGUUUAAGUAUAUUGUAGAUGCUUUCUUUUCUUUGAACAGCAAAUGCACAUAAACAAGGUGGCGUUGUACCUAGCAACUGACCAGUGGAUGAAAACAUGAAAGACAAACAAAUACGCAACAAAAGUAGUAGUUCAUCACUGCGAAAUGUAGACAAACAGCUGGAGGCAAGUUUGUCACAGUCACUUUGUGAAACAACACUUUGUUCUGUAGUGCAAUCAAGUUUUUUUCUGUUAUCUCUGCCCCUCUUACAAAAACAAACAUGGGAAAUUACAUAUCUACAGCUUUAUGACAGGAUAACACACGUCUGUGGUGAUGAUUAUUAUCUCCAAAAUGUCUGCAGAGACACGCAGGAGACUUAUUUAGUUUUGUUGUGUAUUUGAUCAUGUUUUUUUUUUUUUUUUUUUUUUUAACUCUUGAUGUGUGGAGUUAUUGCUCAUGGUAUCAGUUGGAAGUGAGUACACAGCUCAAGAAGUCAAUCAUUUCAUUUCACAACUGAUCCAUGAAUACUGCAAAGUACUGUCAUUGGUCAAUGAUAUUUAAAGCAAAGGCAUGGCCUACUUACAAUGUUCUGUAUAUUAUUGUAAAAUUGCAAACAUACUGUAUUUUCAGCUCUUAUGUUCUUGUCAUAUGUUCUUUUUUUAUCAUUAAUGACCUGUAUGGAGUAUGUUAGUGUGACUGCCCCUGCUUUGGUCACGGGCAAAUUGAAGCAAUCUCAUCUGGACUCAUGAUUCAACAUGUUAUUAAUCCUGUGACUGAAACAGAUCACUGCUAGAUUGGGCUCAGAAGCUUCUCAUAAGGUUAUUUUCAUAUUGUUCCGAGCUUUUGUAGCUUAUUGUUGCAGACAGAAUAAUGCUGUGAAGAAUAAAGUGUCAA
This is a messenger RNA of Scomber japonicus (chub mackerel), 3742 nucleotides long. RefSeq names its product ralA binding protein 1 (gene ralbp1). The transcript is spliced from 10 exons. Gene Ontology annotation, molecular function: small GTPase binding; GTPase activator activity. Gene Ontology annotation, cellular component: membrane. The record is from RefSeq and is a predicted model, not a curated record. Gene Ontology annotation, biological process: endocytosis; small GTPase-mediated signal transduction; positive regulation of GTPase activity. The coding region runs from base 131 to 2110 and encodes 659 amino acids. NCBI's taxonomy places the organism in Eukaryota, Metazoa, Chordata, Actinopteri, Scombriformes, Scombridae.